UAUUCUUUCGUUGUGAGUAGAAAGUGUUCCAUUCAAUUUGAUCAACUGAAAAGAAAAUUAAGUUCGCUGAUAAUCGAGAAAAAAAGCUUAGCUAGUUGGCGUUUAAACGGCUUUUAUCUUGAAAAAAAAACGAAAAAAUUUUUGUUUCAAUUUGAUUUUUUGCUUUGUUUUCCAUUUAAUUGUAUUAAUUUUUGUUUAAUUGUCUUUUAUUUGGUUAAUUGGAUUAUACCAGCUUAUCACCUCACCUUUAGAGGUUACUGAUUUGAAAUAUCACAGAGUGACACUUGUUAUCUUAGAUUUGUUUUUGUGAACAAUCAUGUCAUCAACCAAUGAAGAUGUUUCUUCCGAUAAUGGGCCACAACUGAAAAAGUUGAAGACAAGCGGCGAUAUUGAAGAAAAGGUGGAGGAUGCCGGUUCUUUAAAGAAUAAUGUUAGUAAGGAGAGUAAAAAUUGUGGUAAUGGUUCUUCUGGUAGUGUUGGUGAUGGUGAACAAGGUUCAUUAGUUUAUGUUAUCAGUGGUGAUGAAUCGGGUUCUAAGGAAAGAGAAUACGAUCCAGAGACACAAAAAGCUCUUGAAGAGAUAGAUGCGUGUCAAAAUGAGAUUGACUCUUUGAAUGAAAAGGCAUCUGAGGAGAUACUUAAAGUUGAACAAAAAUAUAACAAACUGAGGAAACCUUAUUUUGAGAAGCGAAGUGAUCUCAUCCAAAAGAUUCCUAAUUUUUGGGUAACUGCAUUUGUUAAUCAUCCUACAUUAACCACCAUUCUGGAAGAAGAAGAGGAAGAAUGUCUCAAUUAUUUGAACAAGUUAGAGGUUGAAGAGUUUGAAGACAUUAAAUCUGGAUACCGGAUAAUAUUUCGCUUUGACAAUAAUCCUUAUUUUGCAAAUGAAUUACUUGUCAAAGAGUUUCAUCUUGGUUCCUCUGGUGAUCCCGCUUCAUCAUCCACACCAAUUAAUUGGAAAAAUACUGAAGCAGCCGUAAAACUUGAAGAUCAAACCAUGAAUAGGUUAAGUAGUGCAAACAUUAGGAAAAGAAAACGAUCAGGUGGAAGACAAACCUUUUUCACCUGGUACCUUCAAAAUGGUGAUGCAUCCGCUGAUGAUAUUGCUGAGGUGAUCAAAGAUGACAUGUGGCCUAAUCCAUUACAGUAUUUCCUUGUACCUGAUAUGGAAGUUGAAAAUGGCAUGGAAGAGGGAGACCAUGAUGAUGAAGAAUCCGAAGCCGAAGAAGAGGCAGAUGAAUCAGUGGUAGUUCUUGAUGAUGAGGAAGAGGGUGAAGAAGGAGAAGAGGAAGAUGAAGCUGAAGAAGAAGUGGAAGAUGAAGGUGAAGAUUCAGCGGCGGAAGAAGAAGAGUACGAUGAAGAAGUCGCUGAAGAAGAUGAUGGCGGUGAUGAUGCUGAAUAAUCAGGCAACCAAACAACAAAAAUCACCAUCACUACUACACAACAUCAACAAGUAAUAUUAUUUAAAAAGCAAAAUUAAUCAACAGAUGAAAAGUAAAACAAGACAACAAACAACAUUUUUUGAUGAUAAUUUAAAAACCUUAAACAACUUCAAAUCGUACAGAUCAAUUUAUUAAGACAGUAAAUUUCUCUCUUAUCAUCAUUUAUCAACAUCAACUUUAAGAAAAAACAAUCUACAAUUAAAGACAAACCAUUAACAUUAUCAUCACAUCUAUUCAACCACCACCACAAUUACCACCAAUCUUCAACCACCGAUGGAAAUGGUGAUGUUAUAAGGCAACAAUUGAAUUUAUCCGAAUAUAUUACAAUCAUUUCAACAUAAAUGAUAAUAUCCUUUUCUUUUUUUCAAUGUAUUCCUUUACUUUCUUCUGUUGCAUGUAAUCCUCUUCACAAUUGUCUUUAAUGUAUCUUCACAAAGUACUUUUCUUUAUCUCUGUACUUCUCUCUUUCUUUUUUCUUCUCAUUUCCUUUCUUUCUCAUCAUCUCUCUUCCUCUCUCUUUCUCUCUCUCUCUCAUCAUCUGUUUACCUCCUUCAAAACAUUUUUCUUAUCAUGACAUGGUUAUUUAUCCAAUUGGAAAAAAAAUGAGAUUUCAAUUUAAUCGACUUCCUCUUCUACAACAACAACAAAUAAACAUGUCUCCUCAUCGGAUAAA
Panonychus citri (citrus red mite) is the source of this 2115-nucleotide messenger RNA. Its product is annotated as protein SET-like. NCBI's taxonomy places the organism in Eukaryota, Metazoa, Arthropoda, Arachnida, Trombidiformes, Tetranychidae. The transcript is spliced from 3 exons. The record is from RefSeq and is a predicted model, not a curated record. Gene Ontology annotation, biological process: nucleosome assembly. Gene Ontology annotation, molecular function: chromatin binding; histone binding. Gene Ontology annotation, cellular component: nucleus; chromatin. Bases 317 to 1402 code for a protein of 361 amino acids.